AUUUUGUUAAAUAUUUUUUGCAUCGUCACGAUGACGCGCAGCUGGUUUUGUUAUUCAAAGAUUGCUCGAACUUCAUUGGCUUAUCAGAGCGUGUUAUUGUUUUGUUAGACGCUUCUAAAAUGGUGAAUAGUGCUGCACGGAGCAGAAACAGAAAGCUGCAGCCAGUUUCGUAAGAGAGAAGCAAAGUAGAGAUUUUUUCAGUUUCAAAAUAAAUGGGUUUACUUAGUGUAGGUACACCACUUUCCUGGGAGGAAACAAAGAAGAAUGCAGAGAAGAUAAAGAAGCAUGGAAUCAUACAAUUUAUUAAUCUUUAUAACAACUUAAAGGACCGACAAAGAGAUACGCUAAAAUGGGGGGACGAGAUUGAAUAUACUUUGGUUUAUUUGGAUCAUGAAAACAAAUCUGCUCGUCUUUUGUUGAAGUGUUCGGAUAUACUGGAAGCUUUGCAAGAAGAUGAAAAUAAUAACCCAGGUCACAAUACCAGUGCUUGGAGAAUGGAAUAUGCGGAUUACAUGAUUGAAGGUACUCCUGGUCAACCAUUUGGUGGUUGCCUUACUCAAUUUAAUAGAGUUGAAGACAGCAUGAGAACUAGAAGAGAAGAAGUUAUGGCAGUGCUAAAUGCAAAUAAUGAAGUUGCUGUUUGUUUUGCUGCUUUUCCAAGAAUUGGGUGUCCUGGCUUUACUGAACCUAUCUGUCCUGCUUCCCCUGCGUUGAAUCCAUCUUCCAACUCUUUAUAUUAUCCUGACCGUGCAAUAUAUCCUAACCACCCCAGGUUUAAGACCCUUACAAGAAAUAUCCGUUUAAGGCGUGGCAAAAGGCAGAUUAUAAAUAUACCAGUGUUCCGUGACGAGAAGACACCCUCUCCAUUCUACCCUGACAUACCAAACGAUGACGGUGAAGGAAAAAUGGCUAUCAAACCUGAUCAUAUUUAUAUGGAUUGCCAGGGAUUUGGAAUGGGGUGUUCAUGCUUGCAGGUAACAUUUCAAGCAUGUAAUAUUCAAGAAGCUCGAAUUCUUUAUGAUCAACUAGCUGUUAUGGCUCCUAUUAUGAUGGCACUGGGAGCUGCGUCGCCUGCAUUUCAAGGUACAUUAGCAGAUAUUGAUUGUCGAUGGGAUGUCAUUGCUGCUUCUGUUGAUGACAGAACUGACGAAGAGCAGGGUUUAAAGCCCUUAAAAGAAAACAAGUUUAAAAUUCCGAAAUCGAGAUACGACUGCAUAGAUAUGUACAUUUCUGAAUCUGGGAAACGGUACAAUGAUCUACCCGUCAAUUAUGAUGAGCAACAUAAACAAAUGUUACUAGAUGCAGGUGUUGAUGAAUUAUUAGCUGAGCACAUUGCUCAUCUGUUCAUAAGAGAUCCAAUCUCUUUGUUUGCUGAAAAGUUGGAUUUAGAUGACGAAGUUGAUACAGAUCAUUUUGAGAAUAUUCAAUCCACAAAUUGGCAAAGUGUUCGCUUUAAGCCGCCACCUCCUGGAAGUAGUAUUGGGUGGAGGGUGGAAUUCCGCCCAAUUGAGGUGCAGUUAACUGAUUUUGAAAAUGCGGCUUAUGUUGUUUUCAUUGUCUUGCUUACCCGGGUUAUUUUGUCAUAUAAACUCAAUUUGCUGAUUCCAAUAUCGAAGGUUGAAGAAAACAUGAGAAAUGCAGUAAAACGAAACGCUGUUCUUCAAGGACAGUUUUACUUUCGAAAAGCGUUAACUUGCUCUCAUCAAAACGAAGAAUUGAUGUCCAUUGACACCAUUAUUAAUGGAAAGGAGAAUGGAUUCCCAGGGCUGAUAUCGAUGAUGAGGAGUUACAUGGAAAGUAUUGAUAUGGAUAUUGACACUGGUUGCACCAUCAGUCAAUACUUGACAUUUAUCAGCAAGAGAGCCUCGGGCAAACGCAAGACUAUGGCGUCUUGGAUGAGAGAUUACAUCCGUAACCACCCGGAUUACAAGAUGGAUUCCCAUGUAUCCGAACGAAUUAUGUACGACUUGUCGGUGAAAUGUGACGGAAUCUCACGCGGUGAAAUCGGGUGCGAGGAAUUAUUCGGAACGCCGAAAACGAAAAGCGUCAAUGUGACUAUGCCGAAAUGUAAAAUUGUCGGUGACGAAGUCGCGAAGCUUACGGAGAAGAUCUUAACCUUGGAAAAUGAAUCUUUGGUGAAGAAAGUGGAUGAUGGGCCUGAGGGAACAGAUUUUGAUAAUCGAAUUGGGAGGGCAAUCAACGUUGGCUUAAUUAACACGGACGGGUCUGUGCAAAUGUGAUACAAGUCUGCGCAAAGAACAAAACAUUGCGAUUGUAAAUAAGAAACUGUGUGGAAAUAAAGAAGAAUAAAAAAAAUGUAGAUAUAUAUUGAAAUUAGACAAACUACUCUGAAUUAUUGUUUUUAUUGUAAUUUUUGUUAAGUAUUUUUAUUUUCGUUGCUUAGUUAUUUUUAAUUUUACAUUUUAUCUUUGUUAUGUUCUUAUUUUUAGUUUUUUUUUUCUAUAUAUUUUAUUGUUAUUAAGUUACUUUAUUUUCCAUUACUUUUCCGAGAUAUAUUUACGGUACCGAUCUCGAGAAAACAAAAGCAUAUCCACGUGACUUUAUAUAUAUCAACUUUGUCCACUGUAACUGUUUUAUCUAUCCAUGUUAUACAACCUAAUUCCCAAACCUGACAGGGACUGAAGCACGCUGUUUAUAAGCGUUGUAUCAUUCUAUGUCGUCCAACCUCGUACCGAAACCUCGCAGUUCCUGGGGGAAAUUGCAGGCGUAUUUUGGCUAACUCGUUCACAAAUCUUAAAGACGCUGGGAAGGAGGUUGCAUAUCAUGUUUUUUAUACUUGUAAAUGAAUUGAAUUUUAAUGUUUCGACUGUCGUGUUCAAACUUUUGAAAUAAUUUUAUGUAUUCUAUGUAAAAUGAUCAUACAUUAUUCAAGAAUAGAGGGAUGAAAAUUA
Hydractinia symbiolongicarpus is the source of this 2912-nucleotide messenger RNA. Its product is annotated as glutamate--cysteine ligase catalytic subunit-like. NCBI's taxonomy places the organism in Eukaryota, Metazoa, Cnidaria, Hydrozoa, Anthoathecata, Hydractiniidae. Gene Ontology annotation, biological process: glutathione biosynthetic process. The record is from RefSeq and is a predicted model, not a curated record. Gene Ontology annotation, molecular function: glutamate-cysteine ligase activity. The transcript is spliced from 18 exons. Gene Ontology annotation, cellular component: glutamate-cysteine ligase complex. The coding region runs from base 213 to 2240 and encodes 675 amino acids.